Messenger RNA from Dermatophagoides pteronyssinus (European house dust mite), 2152 nucleotides. RefSeq names its product Translation factor waclaw (gene waw). Gene Ontology annotation, cellular component: mitochondrion. Gene Ontology annotation, biological process: positive regulation of translation. Gene Ontology annotation, molecular function: GTP binding; mitochondrial ribosome binding; GTPase activity. NCBI's taxonomy places the organism in Eukaryota, Metazoa, Arthropoda, Arachnida, Sarcoptiformes, Pyroglyphidae. The record is from RefSeq and is a predicted model, not a curated record.
CGCAGUUGUUUGUAUCAGCUGCAUGUGAUGCUAAAAUUUUUGAAUAUUUUUAUUCUUAUAAUAAAGAUGUUAUCUUAUAGUCGAUUAUUUAAGAUUCGUAGCCGAUUUAAGCAAUUAUCACAAUCAUUCAUCGAUCCUUCGAUCUAUCUUUUGAGAUUUUGUUCAACAAAUGAAAAACUUGUACAAAAAAUUCAACAAAGCAAAAAAGAUAAAAUCGAUGUUUCAAGGUUUACUCCAGAUCGUAUACGAAAUUUUUGUAUUAUAGCACAUAUUGAUCAUGGUAAAAGUACGUUAUCGGAUCGAUUGCUCGAAUUAACUGGUACGGUUGCUAAAGGUUCGAUCGAAAAUCAAUUUUUGGAUAAUCUUCAGGUUGAACGUGAACGUGGCAUCACGGUCAAAGCACAAACAUGUUCACUAUUUUGGCAUCAUAACGGUGAAGACUAUCUGCUGAAUUUGAUUGAUACACCUGGUCAUGUUGAUUUUUCAUUCGAAGUUUGGCGGUCGAUUUCUGCAUGUGAAGGUGCUUUGCUAUUAGUUGAUGCAAAUUCCGGUGUACAGGCUCAAACGAUUGCACAUUUCAAUCAUGCUUUACUCGCCGAUCUCAACAUAGUUCCAGUGUUGAAUAAAAUAGAUCUUAAAAAUGCUGAUAUUGAAUCGGUAUCGGAUCAAUUGAAAAAAUUAUUUGAAUUCAAUCGUGAUGAAAUUCUUAAAGUAUCUGCCAAAACAGGUGAUGGAGUCCAACAGGUAUUGGAUGCUAUCAUCGAAAGGUUACCACCACCAAAAAGUACGGGCAAUGAACAAUUAAAAGCCGUCGUCUUUGAUUUAUGGUAUGAAAAAUUCAAAGGAAUCAUUCUGUUGAUAAGAAUCUUUGAUGGACAAAUCAAAGUUGGUGAUCAAAUUGUAUUCAACACAAAACCGAGCAAAGUUCAUACUGUGAAAGAAUUGAAUAUUUUACAUCCACAUCAAAUACCGGUUGCAGGUGAUCCUGGAACUUUACAUACAGGUCAGGUUGGUGUUUUAGUAGCCAACAUACAUGACAAUGAUGAUAUAUCGAUUGGUGAUCUAUUGGUUCAUAAUGAUGAUGAUGGUUUAAAAAUAUUAAAUGAUCAUAAAGAAUCAAAAACAAAAUCAUUGAAAUCAACUCCAAUGGUUUAUGCUAGCAUUUAUCCAUGUGAAAAAUCAAAUUUUUUAGAUUUGAAUAAAAGUCUACAAAAAUUAUUGCUAAAUGAUAGCAGUGUAGAGAUGAGUAAAGAAUCACAUCCAGUUUUGGGCAACGGAUUCAAACUUGGAUUUUUAGGCCUGUUACAUAUGGAAGUUUUCUGUCAACGAUUAGAUGAUGAAUUCGAUGCACCAGUAGUGGUAACAGCUCCAAGUGUUCCGUAUAAGAUUAAGAUUCGUGGAGAGAAAAAUAUUAAAUUCUAUAAAACGGAUGAAUUGAUAGUAACAAAUGCUUCACAAUUACCUAAUCCACAAAUUAUCGAAAAAUAUUAUGAACCAUGGAUCAAAGGAACAAUUAUAACACCGGAUAAUUUUCUAAAUCCAAUAACAGGAUUAUGUAUGGAACGACGUGGUGAACAGAUCAAUUCACAAUAUAUUGAUAAUAAUCGUUUAUUAUUGGAAUAUCGAUUUCCAUUAGGUGAAAUUAUUAUCGAUUUUAAUGAUCAUCUUAAAUCGAUUAGUUCGGGUUAUGCAUCGUUUGAUUAUGAAGAUGAUGGAUAUCAAGAAGCUGAUCUAGUUAAAUUGGAUUUUCGUUUGAAUGAUAAACCAGUUGAUGAAUUAUCAAUGCUUGUACAUGCAAAACGUGCCCGUCCUUAUGGCCGUUCAAUUUGUGAUAAACUACAGGAACAUUUAAAUCGUCAACAAUUUAAAAUUAAAAUUCAAGCUCUUGUCAAUUCAAAAGUAUUGGCCCGAACCAAUAUACAAGCAUAUCGUAAAGAUGUUACAGCCAAACUAUAUGGUGGUGAUCAAACACGACGAACAAAACUAUUGGAAAGACAAAAAGAAGGUAAACGACGAAUGCGUAUGGUGGGCAAUGUUGAAAUUGAUCCGGAAACAUUUAUUAAUGUUCUUAAAAGAUAAUCUUUUUAAAUAAAAUUUUUUUUUAGAAUUUUGAUACAAAAUGUUAGAAUAAAAAAAAUGUUAUCCCCCAUCA